This is a messenger RNA of Ordospora pajunii, 696 nucleotides long. Its product is annotated as putative GATA zinc finger-containing protein. The record is from RefSeq and is a predicted model, not a curated record. NCBI's taxonomy places the organism in Eukaryota, Fungi, Microsporidia, Ordosporidae. The transcript has a single exon. Gene Ontology annotation, molecular function: DNA-binding transcription factor activity, RNA polymerase II-specific; zinc ion binding; RNA polymerase II cis-regulatory region sequence-specific DNA binding. Gene Ontology annotation, biological process: positive regulation of transcription by RNA polymerase II; negative regulation of transcription by RNA polymerase II. Bases 1 to 696 code for a protein of 231 amino acids.
AUGAUACCUAAGCAUGGAUUCUGUAGUAAUUGCAGUACAACGGCAACACCCUUGUGGAGAAGAGCAGGUGAUGGCAGCUAUCUGUGCAAUGCAUGCGGACUUUACUACAAGAUACAUGGAAAGAAAAGGCCAAUCAGCUUUAAGGCAGAAUCAGUGAAAUCAAGAACAAGAUCCAAGAAGAACAAUGUCUGCUCUGGCGAUACAUACUUCAGCCAUGAGAGCGUAGGCGUGGACAAUGAGAAUGCUGCUGUAAAGGAGCAGAAUUGCACUAAGGAUCAAAGCACACAUGAAAGCAAUAGUACUCAGGGCAUCAGAUAUAAUAUUACUGAGUGCCAUAGUUAUAGCCAAGCAAAGGCAAGCGACUUCAGGAGCAUCAGCACAAAGAGAUGCAAACUAACUGAUAUAGGCCGUGCUAAAAAGCAUGGAAUGGCAGAAGAAUGCCCAUCUAUGGAUAAUCGAUCUGGAAGACUUGUGAAUGAUAAGGAGGAAGAAUACAUGAAAUGCUUGCCAAGAAGGCGUUUUGAUAGAAGAAUGUGCACGAUACCAUUGUUUAUUGCUGGCUCAGGCAAUGACAAGCCGUAUCCAGAGACAACACUUAUCAAGAACCCAUGGGUGGAAGGAAAUGGAGAAACGGAUUUGGAGGCAAUUGCCGUAAAUGCACUGGUUGAGAUGUCUCGCGAGGAGAUAUGCGAUUAA